Messenger RNA from Aspergillus mulundensis, 1200 nucleotides. RefSeq lists its product as uncharacterized. NCBI's taxonomy places the organism in Eukaryota, Fungi, Ascomycota, Eurotiomycetes, Eurotiales, Aspergillaceae. The record is from RefSeq and is a predicted model, not a curated record. Bases 1 to 1200 code for a protein of 399 amino acids. The transcript has 4 exons. Gene Ontology annotation, molecular function: catalytic activity.
AUGCGUGCCUCGUUGAUCACCGCCAUUCUCGCCAGCACGACGGCUGCAGCUACUCCCUUGGGUGUCCAGGGAACUGGUAAGACCCUGAAACGCGACAGCGCCACCGGGUUCGAAUGGGACCCCGAGGACUUCAAGGUAGCUGCCGUCCGGUAUCCGCCCUACAACUGGGCCUACCCCGACACCGAAAACACCACCUGGGCCAACUACGACCUGAACAGGACGAUUACCAAGGCUGUGGAUCUCAUCAAGGAGGCCGCUGCUGAGGGCGUCAAGUUCGUUGCCUUCCCCGAGGUGUAUUUUCCUGGCUACGCCCAUGUGCUCAGCUCCUUCGGCCUGGGCAACAACCAGUUGCCGACAGACUACGCGCAGUACGCAUCACAGUCAAUGGAGUACGAUAGUCCCGAGUGGAAGACCCUCAUGCAAGCGUUCGCGGACACCAAGAUCUAUGGUGUGGUAGGCUGGUCAGAGCGCGCCAAUGACUCGCUGUACAUCGCGCAGACGCUCGUAGGCCCAUUGCAAAAUGGCACGGCAGGCGCAGUCCAUCGCCACCGCAAGCUGCGCCCAUCUGGCGCGGAGCGGAACUUGUGGUCAGACGGCGACGUCUCUUCCAUCCGCACGCAGAAACUCCCAUUCGGAUCCGUUUCCAUGCUCUCCUGCUUCGAGAAUGAAUACGCCGACACCCGCUUCAUCGCCUCCUCCCAACCCGCCAACCUCCACGUCGCCUCCUUCCCAUACGGCCGCGUCGUCAGCGACUGGAACUGGCGCCUCCCGCCCUACAGCACAUUCAAAACAGUCGCAGCAGCAUACGGGAUCGCAUCCGGCGGCGCCGCCGUGAUUCUCCCCGCCAUCGGCGCCUCAACAAUCUUCAACGAGCGCGCGAUCACAAUGAACGAAACGCUCACAAACAACCUCCCCUCCAUGCAAGCCAUGCCGUACAUCACGAGCUCGUACAACACGACGAACUGGACGACGCCCGAAUUCAGCCUGUCGUCGCAGUACAGCUGGGGCUCGGCGAUGUCGAUCCUGCGCGGGAUUGCGGCGGUGGUUCCGGCCGUGGAGGGCCCGUAUUUCGGACACGUGGUUUCGACCGUCGAGCAGCUUUCGAGUGGGUUUGUGCAGACGCCGUCGACGGAGUGUGUGGCUACUGAGGAGUAUGAUUGUGUUGAGGUUUGGCCGCGGGAGGGGGGCUUUAUGGCUUAG